This is a messenger RNA of Nelumbo nucifera (sacred lotus), 2509 nucleotides long. Its product is annotated as protein LNK1-like. NCBI's taxonomy places the organism in Eukaryota, Viridiplantae, Streptophyta, Magnoliopsida, Proteales, Nelumbonaceae. Gene Ontology annotation, biological process: regulation of DNA-templated transcription; circadian rhythm. The record is from RefSeq and is a predicted model, not a curated record.
GAAAAAAAAAACUUCAUUCGAGGCGACUAAAGAACCUGGAAAAACACCAAUCUCCGGCGACUUCUAAUUAGGGCAAGAGUUCUUGUUUUCCGGCGGUCCUCAGACUGUUCUAUAACUCCGAAAGUAGUUUUCUGACAGCUGGUUUUGUAGUUUCUGGUAAAUUUUAGACCGAAUGUUAUAAGUUUGGAGCUUUAAGGACUUUUCUCUAUGAGCUAUUAUGUUUGUUAAUUUAGAGAAGAUUUUGGUUGUUUGGAGCUUCUUCUAUUCAUCUUUUCGGGGUGCUUCAGUUAGGGUUUGGUGAUUGAGGAAGGUUCCCCCCUCUUUUGGUUUCUUCAAUUCGACAAUUGAAGAUAAUACAAAGAUUUUUUUUUUUCCUUUUUAAUCUUCUGUAAACAUGAGAUCAGAUCAAAGAGUUGUGCAAAUCCUUAGUUCUGGAUAGAGCAUCUGGGAGGAAUGUCAGACUGGACUUCGUACGAGCUUGACGAUAUUGUUUGGGAUGAUUGUGCACCUGAAAUUGAUCGCCACAAGAAGCCACGCCUUGAGACAGUAUGUACUUUUACAAAGAACACAAAAAGCAAAUAUAUUGCCGAUGAUGGUAUUUUAGAAAAACUGGAAACAAUAUCUCCAACUCUAAAGCAAGGAAAGCAUUCAAUGUUGGAAAAGGGUUCGUGGUCUUGCACACCUGAUGGUGUGUUUUCUGCUUCAUGUGAUACUGACUCCAUUAAAGAAGUAGCAACUUUAACUUCUGAUAACACUGAGAUACCCAAUAGUUGCUUCAAUAAUUGCAAUGUAGAUUCAAUUGGCAACGAGUUCUCUGCAGAUGACGCAAUGCUUGAUAGUAGAAGUUCUGGAAUGGAUAACAGUUUGUGCCACUUCCCACUUCAUGAUAUUUCUUCAGCAGGGAGUGACCUUGAAUUUUUUAGUAAUGAGCAAGAGGACAGGGAGAAUGGUGACCUUUUGUAUUAUGGAUGGCCUGAUAUUGGCAAUUUUGAGGAUGUUGUUCGUAUGUUUAGAAGCUGUGAUUCCACAUUCGGGCAAGGGAAUGCUAGUAAUGAUGAUGAAAUGUCAUGGUUUUCAUCCUCUUCUCGUGCCAUUGAUGGCCCUGAAGACCCUCUCAAGAAGUCAGGCUUCAAAUCUUCAUGUUCAGAGUCAAGUGAACUGAGAAGUACAUCAAAGCAUCGGCAACCUGAUAUGAAAAUUUCACCUGACACAGUUAGUCCUUUGGUUACUGAUUCUGAUAAUUCCGAUAUUUGUAGAACAAGUUCUCAGGCAAUGGAUGCUGUAGAGGCUGUUACUUUGGAAGAUUCCUCUUAUACUGAUUGGUUGGACACAGAUACUGAGAAUAGGGACGAAACCUUAUCCAAGAGAGAGGGGAAUGAGAUUAUUGGAGGAAUUGAGGUUAAAAUUUCAUCUUCCACCCAAGCUAAGAAUGAAACUGGUGUGACGGUUGCCAUCACACCAACAACAACCAGUAUUAAAUCAGAGAACCAAAAUGAUCCUUCUCUGUCUUCAAAGGUUUCUUCUUAUGCAUCAGAUCAUGUCCAGCCCAUGGAAAGGUCUACUGAUUCUUCACCAAAGGGUCCAUCUAUGACAUCAGAGGAAAAGAUGGAAAAACUUCUUCAGCAGCAAGUAAAAGCCACAUUAAAUGAUCAAGUUCAUGUCCCAAAAUACAUGCAUCAGAUUCAAAAUGAAGUUGGAGGUGAUAGUGAAGUUGAAGGAGUAAGUAAAGAACAUCCACCAGAUGCAGAUUCAUCAACUGUACAACAAAGUUCUUGUAUGAGCUCUGCAUUGCCAAAUGAAAUAUCUGUAGAUGCAACUAGUUUUCGACAGCUUCAAUAUGUCAUGGAACAGUUGGAUAUCAGGACAAAGCUGUGUAUAAGAGAUAGUUUAUACCGCUUGGCUAGGAGUGCUGAACAAAGACAUAAUUUUGGAAACUCAAAUUGUAGCUGCAAAGAUGAUGCUGAUAAAAAUGGAGUGUUGAAGACUGAAGAAUUAAAUAAGUGCACACAAUUUAUGGAUAUGGAAACUGAGACAAAUCCGAUAGAUCGGUCUAUAGCACACUUACUUUUCCACAGGCCUUCUGAUCCAUCUACAAGUGUUUCUAAUGAUGUCUUGUCCCAUGAAUCUCAUGCCAGAAUUCAGAGUUCUAUUACUAGUCAGCCUGAGAAACCAGUUUGUCAAGGAAAGGUAGCUGAUGGAGCACAUACAAAGAGGCAGAACUGAUCAGUAGGUUCCUGAGCAUCAUUUUUCGACUCUAUAUCACAGACAGAUAGCCAGGACUCAGGAUUUACUGUUGAGUGAUGGCCAACCAAAAGGUUACCUAGGCUGAACGCAUGAUUAAAUGAACUUAUAACCAUCUGAGUUGUAGAUUAUUCUUUUGGAGCUUUAAGAUACAUCCUUCUUCAUUUUUAAUAUACAGUGAUGUGCGAAGUUGUGAUUGCCAGUUAUAUUUAUUUUUAUCCAUGUAAUACUCUCAGGUGGGCCUCCUAUAAAUCCCUAGUUUUUUUUU